Messenger RNA from Micropterus dolomieu (smallmouth bass), 3792 nucleotides. RefSeq names its product plakophilin 3a (gene pkp3a). Gene Ontology annotation, molecular function: cadherin binding. Gene Ontology annotation, biological process: cell-cell junction assembly; cell-cell adhesion. The record is from RefSeq and is a predicted model, not a curated record. NCBI's taxonomy places the organism in Eukaryota, Metazoa, Chordata, Actinopteri, Centrarchiformes, Centrarchidae. Gene Ontology annotation, cellular component: plasma membrane; adherens junction; nucleus. The coding region runs from base 94 to 2646 and encodes 850 amino acids. The transcript has 13 exons.
GUACCUCUCUCCGCACACUUUCGGCUGCGCGAACACAAGUGUUGUGUGUGGUCCAGGCGCCCUACUUGCGUCUCGCUUCUUGAAAUUCUCACCAUGAAUGUCACGGCCUCAGAGAGCGUGUUUUUGUCCGCUUUACAGCCCAACACCUCGGUCACCACCUACGGGCUCCCGUCUGACAUCCAGCUCGGGAAUGGGAGCUCCUCGUCGGACGAGAUAGCCAGAGCGCGGCGCGUCCAGCAGCAGGUCCAGAUGAGGCUGGCGCAGAAGUCCACACUUCCGCGUCAGAAUGGGUCGGCCUCGCAGUAUGCCAUGUCAGACUACGGUGGUUCUUCAUCAAUAAAGUAUCAGACCUAUAACCCAAGUUUCAGCUCUAAAUCAUCCUACAUGUACUCAGGCAGCAAAACAAUGGGUCCACUUGUAUCCCAGAGGUCGGGCUUCAGCAGCCAGUCUUCUGGCCCAGAAAUGGCCCAGUUUCACAAGAUCAGUGUUGGGGCUGGAGGGAUUGCUGGUGGAGGGGUUGGUGGGAUUGGUGGUGGUGGCGGUUUUUACAGAGAAGACAUACGCAUGGGCGGCUACCAAGGAAACACCAGGCCUCAGAGCAGAAUGGAACCAGAGACCCUCUCCAUGCACGCAGUGCAGCAGCACACAGCCCAGGUGAAUCCCUGGAUGGUUGAUGGCAGCGAUGCUGGCAGCUUCGUCUCCGAACGUGUCGGCACCGUCGGUCGCCAAUACGCUCAGAGUGCAGUCAAUGGGUACACCACCCAGGUGAGGCAGGGAGGAGGCGCCAUGACCUUACCACCCAUGCGGCGAUCUCUUAGUGGUACUCUUUCCCGUGGCGGAGGAAUGACAGGAGGAGAGGCGGAAAUCAUCCAACAGCAACAUUCCUACAAAGGGCCAGCCCACCGCACCAUCAGCAGGAUUACAAACCGAAACCGGAUGAGUAUGGGCUCCAUGUCUGGGACCCUGCAGCACCAGAUGUCCUCAGGUGGCAGCACUUAUGGUGGAGGGGGUGACAGAGUAGACACAGGGUUCAUCGUAUCCGGAUUGUCUUCUGGUUCCCAGGGAAACCUAUUAAUGCAACGUCAGGGCACCCUGUCUCGUGCCAUGUCAAUAAAAAGCAUGCACAGUGUGGGCAGGGGCAUGGACAUCUACGAUGGACAGAUGGAAAUGGGAGCCAGCAUGGGCAACCUCAGCGGGAUCAACUCCUUGGACAUGCCCACAGCAGUGCAAAACUUGAGAGAGCCCGACCCUGAGCUACAGGUCCUGGGUGCCGCCUACAUUCAGCAUGAGUGUUACAAUGACAGCAACGCCAAAAAUGAGGUGCGUCGUCUGAAAGGCAUUGGUGAGCUGGUGAAACUGUUCAACUCCGACAACGAGGAAGUGCAGCGUUAUGCAACUGGUGCCACACGCAACCUCAUCUAUGAGAAUAUGGACAACAAGGUGGCCCUGAUCGAGGAGGGCGGCAUCCCACAGCUGGUCGAGGCACUUAAGGAGCCCGAUGAUGAACUCUGCAAAAAUGUCACCGGUAUCUUUUGGAACCUUUCAUCCAAAGACAACUUGAAGGAGAAAUUGGCCAAGGAGACACUUACUGAGCUAACUGAGAGGAUCCUCAUCCGUCUGUCAGGUGAUGAAGACUCUGAGGGCAUCCACCAGUCCCCCUCUGAGGCAGAAAUCUUCUAUAACACCACAGGAUGCCUCAGGAAUCUGAGCUCUGUGAACGAAAAAACCCGUCAGCAGAUGAGAGAAACACACGGACUGGUUGACUCUUUGGUGUCCUACAUCAAGAAGUCCCUUGAAGGGAACAAGGCUGAAGACAAGGGGGUGGAAAAUUCAGUGUGUGUCUUGAGGAACCUCUCCUACCAGCUCUACAGUGAGAUGCCUCCAUCUGCUCUAAUCCGCCUCGAAGGACCAACUAGAGCUCAGAACUCUGGAAAGGGUGAUGCCAUUGGUUGCUUUACGCCUCAGAGCAGGAAAGCAAAAAAUACCCAGAACCAGGAUCUCUCCACUUUCACCGAGGUUGCUCGAGUGCCAAAGAGUGUGGAGUGGCUGUGGCACCCGCAGAUAGUGGGGUUGUACAACAGUGUGCUGCGUCAGUGUGAGAUCAACUCCACCACCCGGGAGGCAGCUGCUGGAGCGCUGCAGAACAUCACAGCUGGAGACAAGAGGUGGGCUUCAGUGCUGAGCAGGGUGGCUCUGGAGCAGGAGCGCAUGCUGCCAGUGCUGCUGGACCUCCUGCGUACAAGCAAUGACCUGGAGCUGCGUUCUCUCACAGGCUUUCUCCGAAAUCUUUCCCGCCAUGCCAGGGAUAAGAAUGACAUGGCCACAAAGGUGGUGAACCACCUGGUGGCCAAGCUGCCUGACAAUGGAAAACAGAAGGAGCCCUCUAGCGAGGUGGUGGUCAACAUCUGUGGUGUUCUCAAUAACUUGGUGACCAGCAGCUCUUUGGCUGCCAGAGACAUCGCUUUCUUUGAUGGCCUGCCAAAACUCAUCGGCAUCAAGAACUCACAUGACAGCAGCAGUGCGAAGAUAAAAGCAGCCAAAGCAGCAGCCACAGUUCUCAGCAACAUGUUCCAGUACAAGAAACUGCAUAAAACAUACAAAUCGAAAGGAUAUACUAGAACGGAUUUUGCAGAUGAUCAAAUAUAGUUGUAGGGAUCAGUCCUGCACUCUACCAGUCCCCCUUUUGGAAGAAAUCUUUUUAGAUGUGUGGGAGUAAAUAAACUCUUUAUGCCAUUCAAAGAUAACAUAUGUUCAGUUGUUAUCUGCCUUUGUUAUAAGAACAUGAACACACAAGUGGAUGGAAAAGGACUUCCUGUGUAUUUUUAAAACUCAAUGGACGUCAGCACAGUUCAAGAAAUGGUGAUCCAGUAUGGUGUAUUAUUGAUGGACUAAUGUGUGCACCUUAACCAUUUACUCUCUUUGUUUGAACACUGUAUGUUUUAAUGUGGAAUCAGGGAUUUAUUUUCUGCCAGAGCAACUUGUAUUCAGAUGAAUCUGCAGCUGUUUGUGUUUCUGCCGUUCGAAAAUAGAUCAUGACUGUUGAUGGAUGAUAUGAUGGACACUUGCAUGGAUGCAAACAAAUGUGGUACUGACAUAGCAUGUUUGUAGAUAUUGCUUUCUCUUUUACACAGAAAUGAAAUGCUUUUUAUAUUGUAGCUUUGGACUUUGUAUUUGUAGUCUUUGGAUAAAUAUGUGUUGAGAACAUAUAGUUAUAACUGAAUGGAAACCACAGUAUUUCUGACAUUUUAAAAUUCGAUUCAGAAAUCUGGGAAUAAUGAUUGUUGUUUCAAAGUUUUGUAUUUAGUUAUACAUAUUUUGUUUAGUUCUGCGAAAUCCCACUCUUUGCAUACAAAAUGGUGGAGUCUGACAUUCGUAAUCACUUUGUCAUACUGAACUCAUACAGUACUAUGAUGUCUGUUUAUUUUUCUUUAACAUGCUGUUAUAAUUGCUGUUUGUCUAUUUUAAUAAAUGGUGUGUGAGUGAGAAACACAGGGGUGACAGGAUACAGUCCUUACCUCCCUUUUUUUUCUUUUUUUUUUUUAGAACAAAUACUUAAUAUUUGUUCAGUUUUGAGGUCUGUGUUCAUAAAUGACCAACUGCAAAAUGUAACACUUUUCAGAUUCAGACCUUAUUGAAACUUAUUUUGAUUAGAUUUGAUCUUGUAAUGUUUUCAUACAAACUCUUGGUAUGUAUUGUUACUCUGUGUUUUAAUAUUUGCUUUUGUGUUGUAUGCCGGCAGAUGUAUCAUCUGAAUAUUUUUCAGCUAAUAAAGAGACAGAUUUGGAAGUGAAA